GAUCUGCUUACAGCCUGAUGAUAAGUGACAGGUUGAGAUAGCCGUUGUGAGGGCUAGAUGGUCACUUCAGCACCUGAGAUGACAGUGGAAGGGAGCUUUCACAGUAGGAAUAGGAAAGGGAAAGUGGGAGGGUGAGAUGGUAAGCAGGAUUUGGAGUUUUGCCCUCCAAGUUGACCCCUCUGUCUCUCUCUCUCUCUCACCUCAUCAUGAUCUGAAACCACAUUUAUUUAUUUCUCUCUCCCAUCUUCAUGUUUCAUCUCUAUUCCCCAGCUUUUCUUUGAAUGCUCACCCUGUACUACUUACUGUCUCGCUUUUUACUCCUUUCCUUUUCUCGUCGGUUCACCCUCCCAUGAUCAUCGAUCCCUCUUCCCAAUUUCAGGAAUCCUCCUGCCCCUAGAUAGUUAUUAUGAUUCUUUCUUCCUAGCCCAGCCAAAACUGCAGCAGCCUUCAGCUAUUCUGCCUGAGACCGAGAGGUCUUUUUCCUCAGUCCAACCUUUCAAAGAUUGGAUCUUUGCUGGUCAUUCUUUGGUUGUUCGGUUUUUCUUCGAUGUCGGAGGCCUCAGCCGUUUGAUUCUCCUGUGUUGAUGGCGCUCUAGCUGCAUUUCGGCGUUGAAGGAUCCUAUUUCUUACUUGUUGAUUGAAAGAUUACAAAGAUCGGACGACCAAAAGAGACUGAACUCUUUCUUGUUGUAAACAUUGUUAACAUUGUGGAUUACUUUCACAAUGGCAUCAAACUGCAAGUGAUUUUGGAAUAACCACUAAUCUCGUGGUCUGCCAAUUCCAGAUCGAGGAUGUCAUCUGAUAGCUCAUUGCACGCAGAAUUAACACAAAAGACGCCAGUUUUGGGUCUGAGACUUUGGGUUAUCAUUGGCAUUUGCAUUGGUGUUUUGAUCGUCUUCAUUCUCUCCAUCUUGUCCAUAUGGGUGGCAUCCAAGAGAAAGACAAAGAGGUCUUUUGACACCUUGCCGAUCUCACAAAUACCAAAUGUCUCAAAGGAAAUCACGGUCGACAGAGUUGGUAAACAGUCCGUUGCUCAAACUCUUCAGGACAGGGAAGGUCCUUUCUUCCUCCCGCAAGACAAAUUCAGUGAUAUGGAUUCGGGAAAGACACUUGCACAAUUGACCAUGAGCAAGUCGAGUGAUGCGGAUAACAUGAGUCAGUCAAGCUCAAUAUACCACAAUGACAGGGCUGGGAGUUCAUAUUCUGGUGAUGAAGGAAGCUCAGGACUGACUAGGAAAACUUAUUCCGGAUAUGCACUCGUUUCUGCAUCUCCUUUAGUUGGACUACCAGAGUCCUCACAUCUAGGAUGGGGUCACUGGUUUACUCUAAGGGAUCUUGAGCUUGCUACAAAUCGUUUCUCCAAAGAGAAUGUUCUUGGGGAGGGUGGAUAUGGAGUUGUUUAUCGGGGCCGUUUAAUAAAUGGAUCUGAGGUUGCUGUCAAGAAACUUCUAAACAAUCUGGGGCAGGCAGAGAAGGAGUUCAGAGUGGAAGUAGAAGCCAUUGGUCAUGUUCGACACAAGAAUCUAGUGAGGCUUUUGGGAUAUUGUAUUGAAGGAAUUCAUAGGAUGCUUGUGUAUGAGUAUGUUAAUAAUGGCAAUUUAGAGCAGUGGCUACAUGGAGCCAUGCAUCAACAUGCUGUACUCAGUUGGGAGAAUCGCAUGAAGAUUAUCCUUGGCACGGCUAAGGCGCUUGCAUAUCUACACGAAGCAAUUGAACCAAAAGUUGUGCAUCGAGAUAUCAAAUCAAGUAAUAUCUUGAUUGAUGAUGAAUGUAAUGCAAAGAUAUCUGAUUUUGGAUUGGCCAAGCUCCUGGGUUCGGAUAAAAGUUACGUUGCAACUAGAGUUAUGGGAACAUUUGGGUAUGUGGCUCCUGAAUAUGCUAACACUGGUCUUCUAAACGAGAAGAGUGAUGUUUAUAGCUUUGGAGUGCUGUUACUGGAGACAGUUACUGGUAGGGAUCCUGUAGAUUACAGCAGGCCAGCAAAUGAGGUGAAUUUAGUUGAGUGGCUUAAAAUGAUGGUUGGGAAUAGAAGGGCUGAAGAAGUCGUGGAUCCGAAUCUUGAGGUGAAACCAGCUAUACGAGUGCUUAAGCGCACCCUUUUGGUUGCGCUAAGAUGUGUCGACCCUGAUUCUGAUAAGAGACCCAAGAUGGGUCAGGUUGUUCGAAUGCUCGAAGCAGAUGAAGUUCCAUAUCGUGAGGACCGGAGAAACAGAAGGCACCAGGCAGGAAACAUGGAGAUAGAAUCCCGCAACUACAGUUCAAGUGAUCAAGAAACUAGUGUUGGAAUGCGAAGCUAUCAAACUUCUGAAAGGUUUUAGGUGUAAAGCAUGGUUGCAGUAUAUGCUCAUUCACUAAUCUGUCAUCAACACUUUAUGUUGCUAACUAGACCAAAUUUCUUGUUAACGAUGAUGGGAAAACUGUUCGAGAUCAAUUGAAGGACAAGUUCUGAAGGAUUAGCUAACCCCUUCCUUUUGAAAGUUAAUGAAAAGCUAGUUGAGUUAGAGUGCCUGUACAUGUAUGUAUCUAUAUCACUUUGAAAUUCUUCAUUGAACUUUAUUACAAUAUGUUGUUUUGUUCUA
Molecule: messenger RNA, 2579 nt
Organism: Zingiber officinale
Lineage: Eukaryota; Viridiplantae; Streptophyta; Magnoliopsida; Zingiberales; Zingiberaceae
Product: probable receptor-like protein kinase At2g42960
Exons: 8
Coding region: 792-2318 (508 amino acids)
Biological process (GO): protein phosphorylation
Molecular function (GO): ATP binding; protein kinase activity
Source: RefSeq, a predicted model, not a curated record